GUGACCGAAAUGGCGCGAUACGGCGAGAUGACGACGCUGCACCUGGGCACCAAGACAUGGAUCCUCCUCAACAGCAAGCGCGUCGUGGCGGAAAUCAUCGCCAAGCGCGGCUCGCUGACCAACGGCCGGUCUCCGAUGCCCAUCUCCAGCGGCAUCGUGAGUCGACACGGACGAUCCUUGCUGCUGUCACCGGAGGAGGGCUGGACGGAAAAGCGCCGGGUGAUGCACGCGCUGCUGAGUGGUUCGGCGCUGAAGCAGUACGGCGGCUGGCAGGAGCUCGAGAGCACGCAGAUGAUGGCCGAGUACCUCUACCAGCCGCAGCGCUGGUUCGCGCACCAUUACCGCUACGCUAACUCGGUUGUCCACCGGAUCGCGCUCGGUGAGCGGCUACACAAAUCCAGCCAGGAGCUGGCUGACCUGCAGGAUGUGGUGACCCGGUUCGUCGGCAGCAUCGGCACCAGCUGGAUUGACUGGUUCCCGGAACUGGAUUGCUGGACCCCCAAGUGGGUGUUGCAGCCCUGGCGCCGCUCCUGGGAGAAGCUGGGCCAGUGGAACUACGAGGUCUACCGCUCUUGGUGGGUGCCUAUCCGCCGCCAGGUUGACGCAGGUACCGCCCCGCCCUCAUUCGUGCGCGAUGUGCUCCUGCAUGAAGAUACCAAAUUCACCGGCGACGACCAGGAGGCCAUGUAUGUGGCGAUGCAGCUGAUCGAGGCUGGUAGCGACACCACCCGCGAGGUGCUGAAUACCUUCGCCAUGGCGGCGCUCUGCUACCCGGAUAAGUUCCAGAAGGCGCGCGAGGAGGUGGACCGGAUUUGUGUCAACAGCGAAGAUGGGACACUCCGUCUGCCCUGCCUGGCAGACAUGGAAAACAUGCCGUACAUCUGUGGGGUGAUCAAGGAAUUGCUGCGGUGGCGGCCGAUCUUCGUCUUCACUCCGGAUCACUGUCUGACAGCCGACUUAGAGUUUGAGGGUUACUCAUUCCCGGCCGGGGUGGGGUUUGUAAUCAACGAGGUGCCUGUGGGUAAUGAGUGCGAGGAUCCCGAAGAGUUCAAGCCGGAACGUUGGCUGGAUGGCCAUGAAGCGGAUGUGGCUCAUGGCCUGUGGCAGUUUGGCGGAGGGAGGCGCAUUUGUGUUGGAUAUCGAUUGGCCCAACGCGGGCUUUUCAUCAAUAUUGCUAGGCUGGCAAUGUGCUUUGACUAUGCUGCUGCCGGACCAAUUAAUUCCAGAAAGCUCAAUCAUCACCUGACGACAGAGCCAUUUCCCGUCAAAAUAACAGUACGCAGUAGUCGGCAUGUACAGUUGAUCGAAGAGGAGGCGGCGCGG
Molecule: messenger RNA, 1323 nt
Organism: Aspergillus aculeatus ATCC 16872
Lineage: Eukaryota; Fungi; Ascomycota; Eurotiomycetes; Eurotiales; Aspergillaceae
Product: cytochrome P450
Exons: 2
Molecular function (GO): oxidoreductase activity, acting on paired donors, with incorporation or reduction of molecular oxygen; iron ion binding; heme binding
Source: RefSeq, a predicted model, not a curated record